Molecule: messenger RNA, 1812 nt
Organism: Daldinia childiae
Lineage: Eukaryota; Fungi; Ascomycota; Sordariomycetes; Xylariales; Hypoxylaceae
Product: Ferric reductase transmembrane component 3
Exons: 4
Coding region: 1-1812 (603 amino acids)
Biological process (GO): copper ion import; iron ion transport; intracellular iron ion homeostasis
Cellular component (GO): plasma membrane
Molecular function (GO): ferric-chelate reductase activity
Source: RefSeq, a predicted model, not a curated record
AUGAGUUCGCCGACAUACGGGACGACGUCAGCGGCUGCUUCUGAAUCUUCUGCCGCUGCCGCCGCCGCCGCCGCCGCCCAAGAAGCAGCAUUCUAUGAAUACUUAGAGGAACGACAAGUUAGGAACGCAAAAAUCUUGGUAUACUACGCGGCCGGACUAAGUUCCCUUAUUGGCGUCUUCAUCAUUGCUCACUGGCUUCGUUUAAUAACUGUCAGACUCGGCUGGUCUCGUAACCCGAUAUUUCAACCAUUCAUUGCUAUAGCAAGAGUUUCUAGAAGGAUAUUUAUACAAAGCCUACCUGGCUUCACCUCCAUCGGACAUGCCGCCGUAGUGACCGCAUAUGUAGCUCUUAAUGUCCUUUUUAGUUUCUACAACGUCGAUUACAGCAUGCCUACUGAUUUAUGUGCCCGGUUUGGCUGGAUGGCAACCGGAAAUAUGGUCUUGGUAGUCUUUCUCGCGCUGAAGAACACACCUUUAGCAAUUUUUACGGCUUACUCUUAUGAACGACUCAACAUCUUACACCAAAUUGCUGGAUACACUACAUUGGUAUACACCAUCUUGCAUGGCAGUAUAUACGCGGCCUACUUUUACAACGCAGGAAGGAUUUACGUCCUCCAACUCGAUAUAGUCACUGCUGGUAUUAUCCUUGGAUUUGCCCUGCUCUUCACCGUUCUCGCUGGUAUGAUCUUAAGGCACUUUCACUAUGAGCUCUUUUAUAUUGCACACUUGGCCCUCUUUAUUGUGAUUGUUGUCACUAUGGGUCUACACCGUCCCAACUUCAACCCCGAUAAGACAUUAUACGCGACCGUAAUUAUUGGAGCGUUAUGGUUUGCCGAUCGCCUCAUUCGAUUCUGUCGACUUGUGUAUAACAGUAUCAACAACGAAGCCACUGUCUACCCUCUUUCGAAUGGUGGUACUAGAAUAGUGCUUAAGAAGCCUCUCCUACGCGCUCGGCCUGGGAAGCACUGCUACGUCUGGCUACCGCGAAUCCGCGCCUUCGAAACUCACCCUUUUACAAUUGUCGCUAGCGAGCCCAUGGAGCUCGUUAUCAACACAUAUAGCGGCUUCACCAGAGCUCUCCACGAUUACGCACUGAAGAACCCUGGAGCAAGUCUCAAGGUCUCGGUGGAAGGUCCCUACGGCACACUACCCGAUCCUAUGGAUUUUGAUAGAGUAGUAUUGGUCGCAGGCGGCUCUGGCGCGACGUUUACAUUCGGAAUGGCAGCUGAUAUGUUGGCACGAAUGUCCGAAAAUUCCAAGCAGCGGAUUGAUUUCAUCUGGGCUGUUAAAGGUCAUGAAAACCUAACAUGGUUUACGCAACAUCUUCAAAACAUUAGUAGCCAUGUUCACGCCCCGAAAGUUGCUCUUAAGCUGCAUCUUACUGAAUUUGCACCCACAUCGGCGAUUGACCGAGAUGAUUCCAUGGAACGACGUUCGACAUCGGUUGCCUCUGCAGACACAAAGCCAUCGGCUCUCGAAAGGGGCGCUGACCACUCUGCUAUCAGCGCCCCCGGUUCUUCAGCCGCUACUCGGUACGAGUCCGAUAAAGAUGAAAAGAAUAUGGAGGCAAUGCGACAUACGGAGAUCCCUUCGGCAGCUACGAGUACGACAAUGCUACCUAUUGCUCAUGGUCGGCCGGACACAGCGGCCGAGAUCAGAGCCGCAGUAGAGUCUCUAGACAAAGACCAACGAGUUUUAAUCGCUGCUUGCGGACCUAGUAGCUUGACUAAGAUAGUCCGCGACAUUGGAGCUAGUUACAUCAGGGUUGACGGACCUGCAGUUGAGGUUCACUGCGAGCAAUUUGGUUGGUGA